AUGGCAUUCCAAAUGCAAUUGUUUAGGCUUUCAAUCAUAUUCUCCAUUUCAGGGGUUCACUCCGUCAAUUUCGUCAUUAAGAACAAUUGUAAGAUCCCAAUCUGGCCCGGAGCUUUAACUGUUGCCGGCAAUCGAAUAUCUACCACUGGCUUCAAAUUACUCCCUGGAUCAACCGCAACCGCAACGGUCAACAUAUCGUCGAUGCCAUGGUCCGGGAGGUUCUGGGCUCGAACACUUUGCUCCAGUGAUGCAAAUGGAAAGUUCACUUGUCAAACUGCAGACUGCGGCUCCGGCCAAGUCUCCUGCAACGGUGCCGGCGCAAUUCCGCCAGCAAGCUUAGUGGAGUUCACAAUAGCGGCGAACCACGGCCAAGAUUUCUUCGAUAUCAGCCUUGUUGAUGGCUACAAUUUGCCGGUUACAGUAAGCCCCGUAGGGGGAUCAAGUGGUUGCAAAUCAGUAGUUUGUACAAGAAAUGUGAACGUCGUUUGUCCACCGGAAUUGGCCGUUAAAAGCCAACGUGGCGUAGUGAUAGCAUGCAAAAGUGCGUGUAUGGCUUUUAAUAAGCCGGAAUAUUGUUGCAGUGGAGACCAUAAUCAGUCGGAAACUUGCCUGCCGACGAAUUAUUCGAAGAUAUUCAAGAGCCAAUGUCCUCAAGCUUCUAGUUAUGUAUAUGAUGAUAAGACAAGUACAUUUACUUGCUCAAGUGGAGCUAAUUAUGCUAUCACAUUUUGUCCUUGA
Benincasa hispida (wax gourd) is the source of this 738-nucleotide messenger RNA. Its product is annotated as thaumatin-like protein 1b. Lineage: Eukaryota; Viridiplantae; Streptophyta; Magnoliopsida; Cucurbitales; Cucurbitaceae. The record is from RefSeq and is a predicted model, not a curated record.